This is a messenger RNA of Leishmania braziliensis MHOM/BR/75/M2904, 1821 nucleotides long. Its product is annotated as putative ATP-dependent RNA helicase. The transcript has a single exon. Bases 1 to 1821 code for a protein of 606 amino acids. Gene Ontology annotation, molecular function: RNA helicase activity; nucleic acid binding; ATP binding. Gene Ontology annotation, cellular component: nucleolus. NCBI's taxonomy places the organism in Eukaryota, Euglenozoa, Kinetoplastea, Trypanosomatida, Trypanosomatidae. The record is from RefSeq and is a predicted model, not a curated record.
AUGUCUGAAGGGGAAGUCCAGGCGGAGUGGUCAGAGCUGCCGCUUGACACACGGGUGCUCGAGGCCUUGAAAGACCUCGCGUGGAGGAAGCCGACUGCCGUCCAAAGCGCGUGUGUGCCACUGGCCCUCAAAGGCAAAGACAUCUCCAUCCAGUCCCACACUGGCUCUGGUAAGACCGGCGCCUUCGUCAUUCCAGCUGUGCAGCGCAUCAUCACGGAGCGGGAGCAGUGCGGCAGUGGCCGGGUGCUCCCCAGCCCACGCGUCCUCAUUCUCGUUCCGUCGGUCGAGCUGUGCGAACAGACGGCUGAGGCAACGGAGGUGAUAGCCAAGUAUGUACAUCCCCGGCUGGUCAUCGACAACCUGACGUCCGGCGGUGACGUGACGGCGAGACGCAUCCAGUCUGCCCACAUAAUUAUUUCAACAGCGGCCCUUCUGGGAAAGGGCUGCAGCCACGGCACUGUGACGGCUGACACACUUAAGCACGUGCGCUUUUUCGUCCUCGACGAGGCCGACGUGGUGGCCUCGAUGGCGGAGCGAUCUCUGCGCACGGUGCAGUCCCUGCUGCCACCGAACAUGCAGGUUAUUCUAGCCUCCGCCACCCUAACCAAAGGUGUUGCUGCCGUUAAGGGCCAACUGCUGCGGCAUCCGGUCAACGUGGUGCUGACAUCGGAGGACGUGGAGGAGUUGGUGCCUGGCGAUAUCAAGGACAGCGCGGCCUCGCAGCAGGGCCCGGUUGUCGAGUCCCGUGUCACAGUGAGAGAUCCACUGAAGAAGACGCUGCACCAAUACUACCUGGUGGCCACGGACGAAUGCCACAGUCACACGCUUCUCUUUGGUCUCUAUCGCAUGGCCCUCAUCACCGGCAAGACACUUAUCUUUGUGAACGAUGAUGAGCAAACGUAUCGCCUUCAGAAUUUCCUGGAGCAGUUGGGCGUGGCAACGCUUGCCUACGACGCAAACCUCCCCGUCAACGUGCGCUUUGACACUCUACGUCGCUUCCAAAGUGGCGCGGUGUCCACGCUCGUGUGCACCGAUGGCACACUGGAGAAAGCAAUGCAGCUGCAGAUGUCGUUGGAGGAGCCGCAGCCAGGUGGGAGGGCCUCAACCGGCAAGUUGGCGGCGUCAUCGCGGCGUCGGUCGCGACCAACUCCUGCCUGCGGCGGCGGCCUUGCGAACGACGAGGCUCCCUCGGCGUUACACCGCGGCAUUGACUUUACACACGUACGCAACGUAAUUCUGUUUGACGGUGUGGAGGCGACUGACCCGAUUGCCUUGUCUCGUUACACCCACCGCAUCGGCCGUGCUGGCCGCGCCGGCGAGGAGGGAGUAUCCAUUGCGAUCUUCACCGUGCCGAAGGCCCGCAAGUACCUCCGCCCACUCCAGGAGUACUGCAGAGGGCGCGGCGAUGCCAUUCAGCCGUUUCGGCAGAUGCAGCGAGCUGAGGUGGCUAAACUGCAGUACCGCGUGGACAGCGUGUUGGGCAACAUCACGCGCACCUCGACGCGCAAGAUGCGCGUUGCCUCCGUCGCCGCGGAGCUGAGUCGUAGCUCGUACCUGUCAAACUACCUGUCGCAGAAGGAUACGGAUGCCCUGCAGCGAGUCAUGCAGCGGUCCUCAAAGAGGGUUAGGGUGGAGCGCAACAUCCUCGAGGUGCCCGAGUACAUGCAUUUGCCGACCGCGGACGACGUAGCCACCUACCGGAAGCGUGUGCGAGCCAGUCAGACGCAGUCAAACCGUCUGCGCAACGCGACUCACAAGGCCACUGCGGACCCGCUGAAGGCAGUGGUGUCUAAGCUGCGCUCCUCCAAGCGCAAGACAUAA